GAGAAAAGUGGUGUGUCCCAACAACACCACUUUGAACACAUGAUCCUUUCCAUACAUACAAGACUCCAGAGAUCUUUCCAAAGUUCCCUUCCAAAAUCUUAUCCUCAGAGCGACACGGGGAAACAGGCUGGAAAAAAGUUUAUACAUGGAAUGGGAAUAAAGAUAUGAUUAAACUACUUUAUUCAGAUACCAAAAUAUCCACCAUUUAUUUCUCCCCCACAACCUGCUCUUGUGUUGUGCCUCCCUGUCUUUACCCCAACCCAUCAAACCUUCUUCGUUACAUGCUUUGUAAUUUCAGUAAUAAAUAAAUAGUCACUUAGUUAUUUCCAUGGCGGACCUUGUCGACAAUAUGUUUCUCUGUGUUAUUAUUUCUGUUGUAAUAUUUUACUUUAUAUUCCGUUCAUCCAGGUUCCGGAGGCUCCGGUUGCCGCCGGGGAGUCUGGGGCUGCCCUUUGUAGGGGAGACUCUCCAGCUUAUAGCGGCCUACAAAACUGAGAAUCCUGAACCGUUCAUUGACGAGAGGGUCAACCGGUUCGGGUCCAUAUUCACCACCCAUGUUUUCGGUGAGCCGACGGUGUUCUCUGCAGACCCAGAAACGAACCGGUUCAUAUUGCAGAAUGAAGGGAAACUGUUUGACUGCAGCUACCCGGGUUCCAUAUCAAACCUCUUGGGAAAGCAUUCUCUUUUGUUGAUGAAAGGGAGUCUCCACAAGAGAAUGCAUUCUCUUACUGUGAGUUUCGCUAAUUCCUCCAUUAUUAAAGACCAUCUUUUGGUCGAUAUAGACCGCCUAGUUCGACUUAAUAUGGACUCAUGGACCGACCGGGUCCUCCUCAUGGAAGAAGCCAAGAAGAUAACAUUUGAGUUAACAGUGAAGCAACUAAUGAGUUUUGAUCCCGGAGAAUGGACGGAAAGUCUUAGAAAAGAAUAUGUUCUUGUUAUUGAAGGCUUCUUCACGGUGCCUUUGCGGAUUUUCUCCGCCACCUACCGCAGAGCCAUUCAAGCGAGGACGAAGGUGGCAGAGGCGUUGAGUUUUAUAGUGAGGGAAAGGAGAAAAGAGAGUGAAUCGGGUGACCGAAAGAGUGACAUGUUGGGUGCACUUUUGGCCGAGGGGGGCUUUUCCGACGAUGAAAUUGCCGAUUUCUUGGUGGCUUUAUUGGUGGCGGGGUAUGAAACCACCUCUACUAUAAUGACUCUAGCUGUCAAGUUCCUCACGGAGACCCCUCUUGCUUUAGCUCAACUAAAGGAGGAGCAUGAGGGGAUCAGGGCAAGGAAGAAGAAGGAAGAUGGCCUUGAAUGGAGUGAUUAUAAAUCAAUGCCAUUUACUCAAUGUGUUGUAAAUGAGACCCUGAGAGUGGCAAACAUAACCAGUGGAGUAUUUAGAAGAGCAAUGACUGAUAUCGAUAUUAAAGGUUACACGAUCCCUAAAGGAUGGAGGGUUUUUGCAUCAUUUAGAGCUGUACAUUUAGAUCAUGAUCAUUUUAAAGAUGCUCGCACUUUCAAUCCAUGGAGAUGGCAGGAACAGAGUAAUUCAGGAGGAGCAAGUUCGGGGAAUGUGUUUACCCCAUUUGGAGGAGGGCCACGGCUGUGCCCUGGUUAUGAACUUGCCAGGGUUGAGCUCUCUGUGUUUCUUCACCACUUAGUCACUCGAUUCAGUUGGGUUCCCGCUGAAAAGGACAAGGUGGUUUUCUUUCCAACAACUAGAACGCAGAAGAGGUAUCCAAUUAUUGUGAAGCCUCUAAAUGUAGAAGAAGAGAAGUAAUUAUGUUUUGAUGUUGGAUUAAUCUUACUGUAUCAGUGGAAUAUUAAUAUGUAAAUUAUCAUAUUUACAUUAAUUAUUUGCCUAA
This is a messenger RNA of Mangifera indica (mango), 1844 nucleotides long. Its product is annotated as cytochrome P450 90A1-like. Gene Ontology annotation, molecular function: heme binding; iron ion binding; monooxygenase activity. The record is from RefSeq and is a predicted model, not a curated record. Bases 329 to 1759 code for a protein of 476 amino acids. Gene Ontology annotation, biological process: multicellular organism development; brassinosteroid homeostasis; brassinosteroid biosynthetic process. The transcript is spliced from 7 exons. Lineage: Eukaryota; Viridiplantae; Streptophyta; Magnoliopsida; Sapindales; Anacardiaceae.